Diaporthe amygdali is the source of this 1131-nucleotide messenger RNA. RefSeq names its product fructosyl peptide oxidase. The coding region runs from base 1 to 1131 and encodes 376 amino acids. Gene Ontology annotation, molecular function: oxidoreductase activity. Gene Ontology annotation, cellular component: cytoplasm. NCBI's taxonomy places the organism in Eukaryota, Fungi, Ascomycota, Sordariomycetes, Diaporthales, Diaporthaceae. The record is from RefSeq and is a predicted model, not a curated record. The transcript has a single exon.
AUGAAUGCACAAAAUCCCCUCAUCUCCGGAGAAUCAAGGAUGAGCGUACAGACUAGCCCAAACAUCGCCGUCGUCGGCGGCGGUAUCGUCGGCGCCUCUAUCGCCUGGCACCUGUCACACGAGGCGAAUGUCACCAUCGUGGCCCAAGACAUCGGCGGCACGGCGACGCCGAACUCGUUCGCCUGGCUCAACGCGGCCGCCGGCAACCCCAAAUUCUACUACCACUUCCGGCACCGCUCGAUGGAACGGUGGAGGGAGAUGGCUGCCGAACUUCCGGACCUACCUAUCCACUGGGGCGGGUCGCUCAACUGGAACAUGUCGCCCGAGGAGCUGGAGGCAUACUUCGACGAGCAUUCGGCAUGGGGCUACGAUAUUGUGCGCGUGAACCGGACCGAGAUUCAGCAACGAGAGCCCGCCCUGCAGGACAGCGUCCUUCCGGAGUGGGGGCUCUACGUCGCCGAGGAAGGCGCCGUCGAGGCGCACGUUGCCGCGCGCCAGCUCAUCGCUGACGCGGAGGCCAGGGGUGCCACGCUGCUGAAUGACAAGGUCACCGGAUUUAUUAAGCAGGACGGCCGCAUCUCGGGUGUCGUCACGGCCGCCGGUGUGGAGGCUCGCGCCGAUCAUGUCGUCCUCGCGGCGGGUGUCGGCAGCGUGCCGCUGCUUGCUGCUGAGAACGUCAGUCUGCCUGUGACGGGCGUGGCGGGCUUGCUAGUAAACUCGCGGCCGACGCAGACGGGGCUGUUGAACGGCAUCGUCAACGCGGAGCAACUGCACUUGCGGCAGACUCUGGACGGCCGCAUCCGGUCCGGGUCGGAGUUCUCAGGCGGGGAUCCUGGCGACGAUCCACAGAAAACGGCCGAGGAGCUGUUCGGUAGGGUCCAGGAGGCGGUGGUAGGGGGCGAUGAGCUGGUGUUCGAUUAUUACACUGUAGGAUACAGACCGACACCAGAAGAUGGCUUGCCAAUUCUUGGGUCGACGGGACUGGAUGGCCUUACUGUUGCCGUUAUGCACUCCGGGGUUACAAAUGCGGCCAUAGUGGGUCAAUUGCUGAGCCAGCAGAUUCUGACGGGUGUCAGUGACCCGGCCUUGUCUAAUUUUGAGCUUGGUCGAUUCGCUCAAAAUCGUGAAUAG